UAGAGGUUUAGGGUUUAUCGAGGGUUUUAGGGAAUUUACAGAACAUCUCUUUUCGGUUUCGCAGUAUCAACUAUCAAGCAAUGGCGCGAUUCCAAGUCCACCGUCUCGCCCACCGCUCCCUCUCUUGCUUUCUCCUCCGCUACUCGCAUUCACAUUUGUGUGAUUCGAUCUUGAAUGGCGCGUGCAGGAGUUUCAGCACCUCGCGGUCCUAUCAAUCCAGUGUUCUUUCAAAUUCCAAAUUAGGAAAUGUGGGCAGCGAGAAUUAUUGGCUGAAGCUCCGAUUUUUCAAUAAUUAUUUGGGUGCAGCGAGAUCAAUUCACAGCACUGCUCAAUUGUCUAGAGAUUAUUAUGAUUUACUUGGAGUUAGUAAAAGUGCAACUGCUCCAGAAAUCAAGAAAGCUUAUUAUGGGCUUGCAAAGAAGUUACAUCCAGAUACAAAUAAGGAUGAUCCAGAAGCUGAAAAGAAAUUCCAAGAAGUUCAGAAAGCAUAUGAGGUCUUGAAAGAUGAAGUAAAGCGGCAGCAAUAUGACCAGCUUGGGCAUGAAGCUUUUGAACAUGCUGGUAAUGGUGAAGGUCCUGGGUUCGAUCCAUUUGGAGAUUCUUUCCAUGAUAUAUUCAAAAACUCUGAUAUUUUCAACAUCUUCAAUAGGGACAUGGGUGGCGAGGAUGUGAAGGCUUCGAUUGAACUUUCCUUUAUGGAAGCCGUCCAGGGUUGCACCAAAACAAUGUCAAUCAUGACGGAUUUGGGUUGCAAUACUUGUGGUGGAACUGGUGUUCCUCCAGGGACCAAGCCACAAACUUGUAAACGCUGUAGAGGUUCUGGCAUGGUUGUAUCCCAAGCUGGGCAUGUAACACUACAAUCUACUUGUCCGAACUGUGGAGGAACUGGAAAAAUUGUAUCGAGCUUAUGCAAGUCUUGCAAGGGUAGGCGGGUAGUCAGAGGCACAAAAACUGUGAAGUUGAAUGUCAUGGCAGGGGUGGGCCAUGAUGAGACUAUUAAGAUGCCGAGAAGUGGGGGAGUGGAUCCUGACGGAAAUCAGCAUGGUGAUCUUUAUGUUAAGAUCAAGGUCAGAGAAGACCCAGUAUUUCGUAGAGAAGGUGCCGAUAUCCAUGUCGAUGCAACAUUGAGCAUCACUCAGGCAAUUUUGGGAGGAAUGAUCCGGGUUCCAACUCUGACUGGAGAAGUUGUCGUAAAGGUACGCCCUGGCACUCAACCUGGACAGAAGGUUGUUUUGAAGAAAAAAGGGAUCAAAGUAAGAAACUCGUUUUCUCUUGGAGAUGAAUACGUCCACUUUAAAGUUAGCAUUCCAACAAACUUGACCGAAAGGCAACGUCAAUUGGUGGAGGAGCUAGCUAAGGAAGAGCGAGGAAAAGAUGAUAAAGAAGACGAAGAUGAUAAAGAAGAGGCAGCUGUUGCAAGUGCUUGAGUUCUAUCUUAUAUUUGUUGUGAGAAAAAGAAACUGCAGAGCCUCGUCAGUUGUGGAGGUGCAAUUGUUUUUUAAUUGAAAAGCUUAUUUAUAUAUAUAACUUUCUUCAAGAUCAUAUUUAUCAGUGUUGGAUUAGCUCAUGAAUUUUGUAAAUAUUCAUUACUCAGCUGGGAAAAUUUUGAUGUUUGUUUAUGUAGUCUUUAGAGGCUGAUGUAACCCCCUAAAAUUCAUUCAAUAAUUCCCAAUGUAUUGAUUAAUGAUAUUUCGAUUCUAA
This is a messenger RNA of Salvia hispanica, 1701 nucleotides long. RefSeq names its product chaperone protein dnaJ GFA2, mitochondrial-like. Gene Ontology annotation, biological process: protein refolding; response to heat. The record is from RefSeq and is a predicted model, not a curated record. Gene Ontology annotation, cellular component: cytoplasm. Gene Ontology annotation, molecular function: heat shock protein binding; ATP binding. Lineage: Eukaryota; Viridiplantae; Streptophyta; Magnoliopsida; Lamiales; Lamiaceae.